This is a messenger RNA of Sinocyclocheilus grahami, 2785 nucleotides long. RefSeq names its product palmitoyltransferase ZDHHC2-like. The record is from RefSeq and is a predicted model, not a curated record. Bases 169 to 1293 code for a protein of 374 amino acids. The transcript has 14 exons. Gene Ontology annotation, molecular function: palmitoyltransferase activity. Lineage: Eukaryota; Metazoa; Chordata; Actinopteri; Cypriniformes; Cyprinidae.
AAAGGGGCGGAACCUACCGAUGCGCUACACUGCAAACGAGCGACCGGAGGAUGGAGGAGCAGAGGAAGCACAGCUGUACGCGGAAGACGAUAUGAUGUUUUAGAAACAGUGCGGGCCCGGUGAGGCUGAACUUGUCGUUUUAGACACUUUAGGUCAUCAGAUAGAAAGAUGGCGCCGUCGGGCUCGCGUAGCGUUGACUGCUGGAGAGUUUUAUACUGGAUCCCUGUGCUGUUCAUCAGUCUGAUCGUGGCAUGGUCCUACUACGCUUAUGUAGUACAGCUCUGCAUAGAUACUAUUGAAAACAUGGGAGAGAAAAUAGUUUACGUCCUGGUAUAUCAUGUGCUUUUCAUCAUGUUCGUGUGGUCAUACUGGCAAACCAUCUUCACAAAACCUAUGAACCCACUCAAAGAGUUCCACCUGUCACAUUCUGACAAAGAGCUAUUAGAGCGUGAAGAUCGGAGAGAAUCUCAACAAGAGAUCUUGAGGAGAAUUGCUAAGGAUUUGCCCAUUUACACACGCACAAUGUCUGGAGCUAUCCGCUACUGUGAUCGCUGUCUGCUGCUGAAGCCUGAUCGAUGUCAUCAUUGCUCUGCCUGUGAUAUGUGCAUUUUAAAGAUGGAUCACCAUUGUCCGUGGGUAAACAAUUGCGUGGGCUUCGCCAACUACAAGUUUUUCAUGCUCUUCCUAGCAUAUUCUUUGUUGUAUUGCCUCUUCGUCACUGCCACUGACUUGCAGUAUUUCAUUCAGUUCUGGACUGUUGAUGGUAAAACACAUGAUCGUCUAAUCCAGUAUUUGAAUGGUCUGCCUGAUACCCAAGCCAAGUUUCACAUCAUGUUCCUGUUUUUCGCUGCCUCCACGUUCUCAGUGAGCCUAGCGUUCUUGUUUGCUUAUCACUGCUGGCUUGUCUGCAAGAACAGAUCCACCUUGGAGGCUUUCAGAGCUCCUACAUUCCAGCACGGACCAGACAAGAACGGCUUCAGUUUAGGAACAAGCAAGAACUUUUGCCAGGUGUUUGGAGAUGAAAAGAAAUACUGGCUGUUGCCUGUUUUUUCAAGUCUGGGCGACGGCUGUUCAUUCCCCACAUGUCUAGUGAACGCAGACCCCGAACAACCCUCCUCUCCCUCUGGACGCAACCCUUCAAUCAAAAGCGCUGGAGAAUCCCAUCAGUUUCCACCUAAACCUCUGAGAGAGUCUCAGAGCCGACUGCUGAAUAACGGACAGUCAGAAGGAAGUGAAGACAGAGACAAGCGAGGUACGAGCAACCCAGCCUUGACUAUUGAGAAGGAAACUUAGGAGCACGUUAAUGAAACAGGAGUUUAGUGCUAGUGAUGUCUGUUGUCAGUGGAACAGUGAGGACGUCUCCGCUGCUCUUGCACAGACUUGCGCUGCCCAUCUACUCUCUACCUAAUGAGUUGUGAUCCUUCACAAGAGCUCACAGUGCAGGAUUAUGCUGUGUACUGUACAUAUAUGAAGGGCCACAGAGUCUCUCGUCCUUCUUGCAAACUGUAUGGCUAUCUUAACGUGCCUAAAGAUGCCCACAGAUGUGGCUGAACAUUUGGUAACAUCACCGUGGUUCCUGCAAGACCCACAUUUUAAAAAAUGUAGAAGUUUGUAUGGUAAAUGCCUUGAAUAUAGCUUGCGUGGUGUAGGCAGUGCUGAAGAAGGUGGCGUUUUUGUUAGUCUGGAAAAUGUAAAGUAUUUAUGCAUGCUGUGUGAUGGUGGUAUGUAGUCGUUUGUCACGUUUGAAAUGUGAACAAUGAAAAGCCCAAGUGCUUUUGCACUAGACUUCCUCAAAUUUGACCCUGUUUUUGAUCCUGCAUUGUUGAAAUGCAGCAGCAUCUCUUCAUUUUAUUCAUUACCAUACAGAUACAUUUGCACAUCGUGACUAUAAUCUGUUUUAUUUGACAAAGUGUCAGUGAGGAUCUUGUCCAUCACAUUUAAGUCUGGAUCCCAGCUGUCAUGAAUUUUGCAAAGGUCGUACACAGGCAAAAUGACUGAUGUAGCAAAUAUUUUAGGCCAUUUUUAGUACUGGAUAUUCAGACAAAAACACUGUUUAUUCAAGUUUUUACCUGACAAGCACAGGGAAGACAAAACUACUCUAUAUGCACUUUGAACAGCGCUUAAAGCUACAAAUUAUUUCAGUUUUUAAAUCGUCUUUGUCCUGAUGUUUUCUUGAUGGUUCUGUCGAAUCAAGUAUGCAAAGUAUAUAAUGUAUUGUUAACUCCAUAUACAUUAUUACACUGAUGCUGCAGAGAAUAUUUCACCAUUAAUAGUCAGUGUAUUUGAUUAUUCCGAACAUACUUUUCAUAACCCUUUUUGCACAAUUAAUGCAAAACUUAAAGAUGUGCUUUUGUAUCAUAUCUGAUUUAUCUAAGGGCUCUGAUAAUGUACUUACUACCGUAUUUCUUAUCUCAGUUUGAUUCAACAUUUAUUGCAUGUAAAUGUAAACGUACUUGUACUUGAUUUUGACUGAGGCGUGAACCUCAGAAAUGCCAAGACUUGUGGUGUGUUGUCUGUUUUGUAGUUUUUAUGGAAAUGUCUGUCGUUUAUUUUGUGAUUAGGUUCACACACCACAUUAAAAAUAAACUGUGAUACAAGGUUUCUACUGGUUCUUGCUUUUGUGUAUGUAGACCAGCCGAUUGUUGUUGCUGCUUUUGUUUUGUUUUUUGAGUAUGUAAAAUUCUGCUGGCUAUCUGUGUUGGUAGCUUAACGUGUUUUCAUAUAAAGUAUGAUAAUGCCAUUGAAUGAUAUGCCUUGAUGAGUGUUACUGUAAGAGAAAUAAAGU